UCUGUCUUGGUUGUCGUCAAAGGACACUGUUUUCGGUGUAUGCGGCGUGUGGGAGCUGAAAACAGAUACGGGAGCCUCGUCAGAGGACGCAGAUGUCGAGCAAAGGGUGGACGUCGGGUUCGAGCUACUAGUCCCCGCAGGACCAUGGGGCUGGCGGAGCUGCUGCUGGGGCUGCUGUGCUUCCGCUCUGCUCUGGUUUGUGCAGGCUGCACUGAGCGGAUGGAGGUCCAUACAGAGCGGAGGGGUGUGAUCUACAGUCCCUCCUGGCCUUUAAACUACCCAGCUGGAGUCAACUGCAGCUGGCAUAUCCAAGGAGGUCAGGGAGAGGUCAUUACCAUAAGUUUCCGUAACUUUGACUUGGCUGAGUCAGGCAGCUGUUUGGAGGACUGGCUCCUGUUGACUCCUUCAUGGAACGGGGAAUCCAGGCUGUGUGGCUCCAUGCGGCCUCCACCUUUCAUCUCCACCAGGGGGCGUGUUUGGCUCUAUUUCCACUCUCAGGCCAAUAGCUCUGGGCAAGCCCAGGGUUUCCGUCUCUCCUACAUCAGAGGUCACCUGGGCCAGAGCAGCUGUCAGUCAGAUGAGUUCCUGUGUGGGAAUGGAAAGUGUCUUCCUCGCUCCUGGAAGUGCAAUGGUCAGGAUGAAUGCGGUGAUGCCACCGAUGAACACAGCUGCUCCCUCCCUCCCACUGAGGCUCAGCCUAGCCUCUGCCCCUUUGGCUCCCUGCCAUGCACUGAGGCCCAGUCCACCCGUUGUCUGCCUGCUGCUCUGCGCUGCAAUGGAGCCAGAGACUGCCCUGAUGGUACCGACGAGCUAGGUUGCCCUGACACCACCUGUGGAAAACGUCUGGGGAAUUUCUACGGCUCCUUUGCUUCCCCAGAUUUCUUCCGGGCUAACAGGAGCGCUUUGGCUGAGCUCAGGUGUUCCUGGUUGAUGGACACCCAGGACUCCAAACCCAUUGUGCUGCAGCUGGACCUGCAGCUUGGGCCCAGAGACUCGCUGCAUGUUUACGACGGCCUGCUGCAGCAGGCAGAGCAUCUCUUACAGGUGUUGUCAUAUCAUAACAACAGGCGUCCGGCCCUGCUGGAGUCAAGCCGGGGACAGAUGAGUGUGUUGUACACUGCUCAGCCUCACAGCCCUGGACAUGGUUUCAAUGCCACAUACCAGGUCAAAGGCUACUGUUUUCCUGGCGAGCGUCCCUGUGGCAGUGAUCAGGGCUGCUAUUCUGAACAUCAACGCUGCGACGGCUACUGGCACUGCCCCUCCGGCCGCGAUGAAGAAGCCUGCCCAACGUGCCCAGAUGGGGAGUUUCCCUGCGAGGGUGCUACUGGAGUGUGCUACCCGCUCUCUGAACGAUGUAACAACCAGAAGAGGUGCCCAGAUGGGUCAGAUGAGAAGAACUGCUAUGACUGCCAACCGGGAAACUUUCACUGUGGCACUAACCUGUGUAUCUUUGAGACCUGGCGGUGUGACGGCCAAGAGGACUGCUUAGACGGGAGCGAUGAAAAGGACUGCCUGGUGGCGGUGCCCAGGAAAGUGAUUACUGCCGCUCUAAUCGGCAGCCUGGUCUGCAGUCUGCUGCUGGUCAUUGCUCUCAGCUGUGCCCUCAAACUCCACUCGCUCAGAAGCAGAGAGUACAGAGCAUUUGAGACUCAGAUGACUCGCAUGGAGGCAGAGUUUGUUCAGAGAGAGGCUCCCCCCUCUUAUGGCCAGCUUAUCGCCCAGGGUCUCAUCCCUCCAGUGGAGGAUUUCCCAGUAUACAACCCCACCCAGACCUCUGUCUUACAGAACCUACGGUUGGCAAUGCACAGACAGAUCAGACGUCACUCUACACGGCGCUCAACCUCCUCUUCCUCUCGGCGACGUCUUGGGCAUCUGUGGAGUUGCCUGUUCCACAGUGGAGGGCGAUCCAGAGGCCACGCCCCACUGCUGGAUCCCCCUGGAUCUACACAGGUCACACUGGGGCUCCAUAGCUACCGAACUGUGAGGGAGCGAGGGCCUCAGGCUAGGGCCAGGGAUAGGCUUGGGCUUGGGGAUGAGUUCGGUGUAGUGUGUGUGCCAGACUCCUCCUGCUCAGCCACCAUGGACCUGCAGCCUUGUACACCAGAAAGCCCUGCAUCACCUCUCUCCUCUCAGUCAGUGGACAGUCCAGAUGAAGAGGAACUGCCACCUGUCAGCAGGGAAGGCACUGGGGCUGCACGCUCUGAGCCUCCUACCCCUAGACAGAGUGACUCUUCAGCUCACAGUGCACUUCCUCCCACCCCCCAGGAAGCCACUGCGCCCCUAUGCCACCCCCGGGCAUCUAGGAAACUGGUUCUGGAGCUUGCAGUUAACCUGAAAGGUGUUUCCUUGAGACGUUACUCUCCUCUAGGUCCCCUGUCUCCUGUCUCAGCCCCCGUGUUUCCCAGCAGCUCUCAGUCACCAACCACACAACUUCACACUUCACCUGCUGACCCCUUGUCUUCUUCUGUGAAAGCGGAGGACAGCAACUUUACUGUGGAAUUGCCAAUCAGGGAAAGAAGAGUCAGGAAUGAGAGGAUGAGGGAGGGCAAGAGCAGGCCCUGCAGGUUCAGCAAGACCCUCAGUGAUGAGGGAGGGGAUUCGGGGAGAGAGACAACGCCGUGCUGA
This is a messenger RNA of Monopterus albus (swamp eel), 2625 nucleotides long. It is a transcript of the gene lrp3, whose product is annotated as low density lipoprotein receptor-related protein 3. NCBI's taxonomy places the organism in Eukaryota, Metazoa, Chordata, Actinopteri, Synbranchiformes, Synbranchidae. The transcript is spliced from 7 exons. Gene Ontology annotation, molecular function: protein binding. The coding region runs from base 40 to 2625 and encodes 861 amino acids. The record is from RefSeq and is a predicted model, not a curated record. Gene Ontology annotation, cellular component: plasma membrane.